Messenger RNA from Solea senegalensis (Senegalese sole), 1313 nucleotides. RefSeq names its product trace amine-associated receptor 13c-like. Gene Ontology annotation, cellular component: membrane. Gene Ontology annotation, biological process: G protein-coupled receptor signaling pathway. The transcript is spliced from 2 exons. NCBI's taxonomy places the organism in Eukaryota, Metazoa, Chordata, Actinopteri, Pleuronectiformes, Soleidae. Gene Ontology annotation, molecular function: trace-amine receptor activity. The record is from RefSeq and is a predicted model, not a curated record. Bases 30 to 1019 code for a protein of 329 amino acids.
UCCAGGCAGCAACUCCUCUCUCUCUGAACAUGGAGGCUCCUGGGGAAGCUGAACUCUGCUUUCCCCACAUCAACACCUCCUGCAGGAGGACAACGGGUCCAUACGUGGAAACCAUGCUCACUUACACUGUGCUGUCCUGCAUCACGAUACUCACUGUGAUCCUAAACCUGCUGGUCAUCAUCUCUAUCUCACACUUCAAGCAGCUCCACACCACCACCAACCUCCUCCUCCUCUCUCUGGCUGUCGCUGACUUCCUCGUGGGUCUCCUGCAGAUGCCACUUGUUCUCCUGCAAAACCAAGGCUGCUGGUUCUUGGGCGACAUCAUGUGUGUCGUGCAUUACUUCUUCGCUGCCCUCCUUGUCAACAUUUCAGUGGGAAGCAUGGUGCUCAUAUCAGUCGACCGUUAUAUAGCAAUUUGUAACCCCAUGUUUUACACCACUAGAGUCACUCUGACCAGAGUUAAACUCUGUGUUUGUCUGUGUUGGCUAUGUUCCACUGUGCAAAGCAGUUGGAUAUUCAGGGAUGUCUUAAAACAGCCUGACAUGUAUAUCACCUGCUAUGGAAGUUGUGUAGUUGUAGUCGGUUUCGCUGAAGGAUUUGUUACUAUGAUUGCCACAUUUUUAGGCCCCAUUUUAGUCAUAUCAGUUCUGUAUUUGAGAGUAUUUGUGGUGGCUGUGUCUCAGGCUCGGGCCAUGCGCGCUCACGUGGCAGUUGUCACAGUGGAGCGUUCCCAGACUGUAAAAACAAUGAAAUCUGAGAUUAAAGCAGCCAGAACCCUCGGUAUCGUAUUGGUAGUUUUUCUUCUCUGCACAUGUCCAUAUUAUUGUUUUGCUGCUGCAGCUGAGACUACCUUGGUCGGGGCAUCAUCUUCGGUCAUUGUGAUUUGGUUAUUUUACUUAAACUCAACCUUUAACCCUGUGAUUUAUGUCUUUUUCUACCCGUGGGUCAGAAAAACCAUUAAACAUAUUUUUACUCUUCAAAUUAUGCAGCCUGGCUCCCGUGAAGUGAGUGUGACGUAGAAGGAAAGAGAGACUGUGAAGAAAAUAUUAAAUUGAAAUGUCUGAAAGCAUUCUGCUGAUUGUGUCAAACAUUUCUGUUUACUGGAUGCAAAGAUCUUUGUGUUUUAAUUCUGUGAAUUUUAAAAAGAAAAAAAAACGGCCACAAACUGUUAGGUUAAGUGAUGAUGACAUCACUGGCACUGAUGUCACCAGUACUUCAGUAGUUCAGUGGAGUGUGGCAAUUAAAGAAAGUAUGUGAGUGAUGAGUAAUAACACAAAUAGUCAUGGAUUAACAUUAUUAUUAUUAUUGUUGUU